AUGUGUGAACGUGGUUGGGCUGGUAAAGAUCUCGGGAAAAGAGGAGCGAAACGCCAUCACAAGCUUCUCCGGGAUAACAUCCAGGGGAUCACCAAGCCGACCGUCUGCCAUCUCGCUCGCCGAGCCAAUCAGAGGAUUCUCUGUAUUCAGGAGGAUUUGUCGGACAUUUCAGCAGCCCUUACGCGCCAAUCACGUGAAGUCACCUCAUUCCUCGGGACCACAUCUCCUUCAUCCCGUACCCUGAGUGUCACUAAGAGCCACGUCCACCGUGUGUCUGGGCGUUUUGGCGUCCGACCACAGUCACACUGGGAAUAUUCGGGAUACUUCAAUGGUUUCUCUGAAGCCGAGAAGCAGGCGGGUCUCAAAAAUUUGCGCAAUCAUUCAGGCUACUUGCAAUUUCAUGAUAUGCAUAGAAAAAAAUUGUCACUCCACUUUUUGGAACACGUGCGUGAAGAAGAUAUCCGGCCAACAGACGCAGCGAACGAGCAAGAUAACAGUUUGGCGGGAGACGCAAAGCGAAUUUACAGGAAGAAAACAUACUAUUCGCAUGCCUCCCCCAUCAGCAGUAUCGCCGUUACACUAUCACUAGACCGUGAUUUGCCUUUAAAGUAUGGUGCAUUGAUUAAGGACACUACUGUGUUCCAAGACACACAGCCGGACGGACUUCGGUCUUUGAUCUUGUCUCAUGCGACAAAUUCACUUUUAUACGGACACCAAGGUAGUCGAUGGUUAGAGUACAAACCUAGUGAUGGGAAGUACCGUAGUUUGCGUCGAACCCCGGCACUUCGACCACUCCUGCUAGGCUUGGACGGUAUGUCAACAAACUUACAUUCCUCGGGUGACCCACACAAGGCUUCUGUCUGGCCGAAUGUUAUGCCGAUUAGUUGA
Molecule: messenger RNA, 888 nt
Organism: Opisthorchis viverrini
Lineage: Eukaryota; Metazoa; Platyhelminthes; Trematoda; Opisthorchiida; Opisthorchiidae
Exons: 6
Coding region: 1-888 (295 amino acids)
Biological process (GO): nucleosome assembly
Cellular component (GO): nucleosome
Molecular function (GO): structural constituent of chromatin; DNA binding; protein heterodimerization activity
Source: RefSeq, a predicted model, not a curated record